Pseudogymnoascus verrucosus is the source of this 1536-nucleotide messenger RNA. RefSeq lists its product as uncharacterized. The coding region runs from base 22 to 1398 and encodes 458 amino acids. The record is from RefSeq and is a predicted model, not a curated record. Gene Ontology annotation, molecular function: histone binding; nucleosome binding. NCBI's taxonomy places the organism in Eukaryota, Fungi, Ascomycota, Leotiomycetes, Thelebolales, Thelebolaceae. The transcript has 3 exons.
CAAACGUACAAAUUCGACAACAUGAGUCAGGCACUAGACCAGUCAAAUCUAGAACAAGCCUUCAAAGAUAGGCCAGAUAUCGUUGGCGCGAUACAAGCUGCAGCUACUGCCCCGGCUUGGGCAGAGCUAUUCAAUGAGAUCUCGUCUUACAUAGUCAAUUUACGACGAGAAUUGGAGCCGUCAGCCUCGGACCCAACGUCUAAGAAGAGGAAGCUUGAAGAGGGACUGCCUAUUCAACCUAAGAAAGAAGCCACCGACACCCAACCGCUAGCGAAAAUCGCCAAUGGAUUCGACCAUGCAAAUGAUGAGGCGUUAUUACAAGUGAAGGAGAUUUCUAUGGUGGUUCCUCUGCGCAAGAAGUUCACGAUUGAGUUUACCAAGAACCAUAUCCAAGCGCGAGACCCCAAGACAGAUGAACUUGUCCCUGGGACAACAUACCCGUGGAAGGACAUAAGCCAUGCAUUCUGCCUAACGGUUCCCGAAAAGGCGCAAAAGCAGUACAACUACAUCUUAUUCCUCAAAGACGCACAUAUUGUCACGCCACGACACGUCCAAUAUGGGCCAAACCCGCCUGACCCGCUCGUCCUCACUAUUCCAUCCACGGCGCCUAAACCAGGGAGCAUUUCGGGCAAAUCUCUCAGUGCAGCAUCCGCUGUCUCUGACCAGCACAAAACGCUUUUUGACUUCUUCAUUAACCAACAACUGAAGGCGAAUGGCCGUAACAUUUCUAUCGUCGAAUCUAAUUGGAAGGUCUUCUCCAGCGCGGGCAAGGAGGCAUACAAGCCGAAUGACCCAACGGUGCAUGUGAAGGCUUUCCGAGGCAGCAAGGAUGGAUACUUAUAUUUCCUACCAGGCGGAAUACUAUGGGGCUUCAAGAAACCCUUGAUAUUCCUGCCCAAGGAGCAAAUAGUGGCAGUGAGUUAUGUCAACGUGCUACAGCGGACAUUUAAUCUGGUGAUCGAAGUCGAUGUCCGAUAUAAGAAAUCUGAUGGGACCUAUGAGGAGGAAAACGAAGAGUUCGAAUUCGGAAUGCUCGACCAGGAGGAUUUUGCAGGUAUUGAUGCUUAUGUGAAGCGUCAUGGCUUGCAGGAUGCUAGUAUGGCUGAUCAGAGGAAGGCAAAGAGGCUGGGUAUCAAUACGGUCAAGGGAGAAGAUGGGACGAAAGUCGAUGUGGGAGAUGCGGGGGAGUUACAGAAGGCCGAGCUGGAAUUGGGAGGUGAAGUGCUCGAUGAGGAAGACGAGGGGACCGAGGGAGAAGAUUAUGAUCCUGGCACUGAUGGGGAGAGUGAGGGUUCUGGAUCGAGUAGCGACGAAGAUAGCGAUGAGGAGGGUGGAGGCGGUGGUGGAGGAGAUGAAGACGACGAAGAUGAUGAUGACGAAGGCGAUGAAGAAUUAUAGAUGCUAUAUGACAUAUACAGUUUUGUAACGACAUUGUGGAGGUACGGAAAAUGGGUGUAAUUAACUACCAGCGCUGGGGGUUAGAUAAUUGCAAUUGCAAUUGCAAAUAGGAGAUGUUUUUAAAUUCAUAAUUUCCAC